AUGGGUACUCCAUCUUCUCUACCCACAAACCCUAACCCCAGUCCCAGUCCGCCGCUACCUCAAUCACCACCACCGCAAACGCAGCCGCUACCUCAAUCACCACCACCGCAAACACCACCACUACCCCAAGGCCAAACACCAACUCUCAUUCCGCCGACCCCCCUCUCGCCACAAACUGAGCCACAAAAUGAAACACCCAUUUUCGAAACUCAGUUCCCAGAACCAAUGCCUGAACCUGUGCCAACUCAAACGAAAUCCAAAGGUAAAACUAAAAAAGCUGCAGGUAGACCCAAGAAAGCUACUGUCGAAAAAAGAAAAGGAGCGCCCUCUGUUCCUUUGGACUUAAACUCUCCACCUCAACCUUCCUCUGAACCAGUCAGCAAAAGAACUAGGUCCUCCUCGCACAUUCCACCACCAGUGGUUCAAACCCCUGUAUCUCAGUCACCCUUAAACUCUCCAGCAGCACCUGCGUCAUCUGCCAAUGAUAUAGAGGAGGGUUCGGGCUAUAAAAAUAUUGAGUGGCAACAAACCAUCUAUGACCCUGUUCAGUUCUGGAAAGACAUUGCACCUUUUGGGGGACAUACCUAUGCUUUGUUACAGCAGCAUCCUGAAGCCAGUGGUACUGCAGACCCAACUACCUUUGCACCAGCAGAACCCCAAACAACCACUGCCCCGCAGUUUUCAGCAGAUAUUUUGUCCCUCUUAAAAUCCUUGGAAUCUAAAAUAGCCAGUUUCACUGUCCAACCAUCUGUUCCCUCACCUGACACCAUAGAUAUCCUUGCAACCUUGAAGAGCUUAGAAGUCAAAAUUGAUACCAUGGGACCUGAAGCAGACCCUGAUGCAGCAACAAAGCCUUGA
Hevea brasiliensis (rubber tree) is the source of this 858-nucleotide messenger RNA. RefSeq names its product extensin-like. The record is from RefSeq and is a predicted model, not a curated record. The transcript is spliced from 4 exons. NCBI's taxonomy places the organism in Eukaryota, Viridiplantae, Streptophyta, Magnoliopsida, Malpighiales, Euphorbiaceae. Bases 1 to 858 code for a protein of 285 amino acids.